This is a messenger RNA of Echinococcus granulosus, 651 nucleotides long. RefSeq names its product Non-capsid protein NS-1. Gene Ontology annotation, biological process: viral genome replication. The transcript has 2 exons. The coding region runs from base 1 to 651 and encodes 216 amino acids. The record is from RefSeq and is a predicted model, not a curated record. NCBI's taxonomy places the organism in Eukaryota, Metazoa, Platyhelminthes, Cestoda, Cyclophyllidea, Taeniidae.
AUGUCAGCUCAGGAGAAGCUCUUGGACCUAUUGAAAGAAGAAUUAGACAACGUCAGACAUGGAUCUCCUUCCCAUCUGUGUGCCUACCCAAUAAAUCACAGUGGGCCUUCGCGUAAGGAGUCCAUCCAAUGGCUGGAAGACAUGUUUUCAGCCAAUGAAAUCGCCGUUGUCGAUUUCGCCAUCACGCUUCGCAUCAUAAUGAAUUGCGAAGACGAGAAGAUCAACACCCUGGUGUUGUACGGCCCGACGAAUACGGGCAAGUCUCUUAUUUGUAAGCUGACCACAACCUUCCUGGAGCACGGCUGUGUCACGCGCAGGCAGGAGGCGUCAGCCUUCGCGUAUGAGAACCUUCUUAACAGGGAGGUUGCUUUAAUGGAGGAGCCCAGGAUCUGCGCUGCCAACCAGCAGGAUCUCAAGCAGAUCCUAGGAGGCGAGCCCUUCGAGGUCUCAGUGAAAUACCAAAACCCAGACCUGCUUGAGCGCUUGCCGGUCAUUGUGACCACAAACGAGCCUCUGGGCGUUCGCCUCUCCGACGUCGAUGCCGCCGCCAUAGAGGGUAGAUGCAAAAUCUACACUCUAGACAAGCAAAUUUGUAACGCUAACAUCGACGGAACGGUUCCAGCACCUCCCCAGCAAACUCUGCGCCUGUGA